CGGCCGGGACCCCGCGGGCGGGGCUGCUCCGGUCCCUGCGCUCCUCCCGCAGCCUGGCGCCCGGUCCCUGCGCUCCGCUGCCCAGGAUGCGUCAGCAGGACAUGGCCAAGGUCUGGCAGGACUGACCCACAGCAGCGCUGCACCAGAGCACAACCCAGAGCAGUGGAGAGCUGAGCCUGGGCUGAGCACACCAUGGGGGCAAACACCUCCAGCAAGUCACCACCCUUUGAUGAGAGUGAGGAUGUUACCUUCGACCAUUUUGAGAUUUUGCGAGCUAUUGGGAAGGGGAGCUUUGGAAAAGUGUGUGUGGUGCAGAAGACUGACACCAAGAAGAUGUACGCCAUGAAAUACAUGAACAAACAGAAGUGUGUGGAGCGUAAUGAAGUGAGAAAUGUUUUCAAGGAGCUGCAGAUUAUGCAGGGCCUGGAACACCCGUUUUUGGUUAAUUUAUGGUACUCGUUCCAGGAUGAGGAGGAUAUGUUCAUGGUGGUCGACCUGCUGCUCGGAGGGGACCUGCGCUACCAUCUCCAACAAAACGUGCGGUUCCGAGAGGGAACGGUGAAACUCUUCAUCUGUGAGCUGGUGCUGGCCCUUGACUACUUGCAGAGCAGGCACAUCAUCCACAGAGAUAUCAAGCCUGACAACAUUUUACUGGAUGAGCACGGACACGUGCACAUCACCGAUUUCAAUAUUGCCACGACACUGACAAGGGACAGCCCUGUCACCACCAUAGCUGGCACAAAGCCCUACAUGGCACCUGAGAUGUUUAGCUCCACAAAACCCACCAGCUACUCCUUUGCCGUGGACUGGUGGUCGCUGGGAGUCACUGCCUACGAGCUGCUCAGGACCCGGAGGCCAUACCGCGUUCGGUCCAGCGCCUCCGCCGAUGAGAUCGCCCGCGUGCUGCGGACGGCUGCGGUGAUGUACCCGGCCGCCUGGUCCCCGGACAUGGUGGCACUGAUCAGGAAGUUGCUGGAGCUGAACCCUGAGAAACGCUUUUCUCAGCUGAAGGACAUUCAGUCCUUCCCAUAUCUGUCUGAUGUCAACUGGGAUGCUGUUCUCCAGAAAAGAAUAAUUCCAGAAUUCAUUCCCAUGAAAGGUAGACUGAACUGUGACCCAGCCUUUGAACUGGAAGAAAUGAUCCUGGAAUCCAAACCUCUUCACAAAAAAAAAAAGCGAUUGGCUAAGAAGGAGAAAGAUACAAGGAAAAGCAAUUCAUCCCAGGCCAGCCACCUCCAGAAGCACCUGGAAAUGCUCCAGAGGGACUUCAUUGUUUUCAACAGAGAAAAGGUAAGACCCCACCAUGACAGCAUCCAAGAGACCAUGACAGAAAGUGGAGGCCCACACAGGGAGGACAAUCAGAACAACAGCCUCUGAGAACAACUCACGCCCUGCAGGGCACCUCCUCUUCAGGCUGGGGCUCAGCCACCCAUGCACCUUCACAGUGUCAGGCUGUGGACUUGUCCUCUCUUGCUGGGACCCUGCCGGCAGCCCAGGGCACAGGGGAGAGCUGGGUGGGAGCAGCUCGUGGCUGUCUGCCCCAGGGGGAAGAGGUGGCUCCCAAUGCAGGGACUUCACCAAUGCAUUGUGACAAAAGCAGCGUUUGCUUAGACAGCUCCUGCUAACAUCCUGUGAGGGCGGGCACAGCAGGCUGGAAAUGAGCUCCUUCCUCAGCUGGGAGGAGGCAGCAAAGGUUUCCUGCCCUUUUCACUCUCUCCCUGUACCCAGCAGGGCUGGCAGGGUGGGUGGUCAGUGUGCAGACAGAUGUGGACACCAAGCAGUAACAACCAGGUGCUGGUGAAUCCAGAUACUUUACCAGUCUAGCCUGAAAAAUACACUCACCAUCACGUUAAACUGCUGCAGCUCACUGAAUCUGAUGGGGUUUGGCUUCCAAAACCAGAGGGGAAUUUGAAUGAGUUUGAAUCUCUCUACCACUGAAAUCACACUUGAUUUAAGCAAUGCCUGUCUUCAGUAACAACCGCACUGCUGGUGUGGUCUUGCCAAGACUGAGAUUGGCCAAAGCAUUGCUGCUGCAGAUUCCUGCUAAUGCCAGGAAUGAUGCUAUUAUUUAAAUGCUUUGACAGGCCUGAGGUUUCACUCCUGAUUUGACAUUUUUCCCACUCUUAGCAAUGCAGAAGCUACACCAACACCCUGGCACACGUAGCAGUGUGCCCUGCAUGGUGCUGCCCUGACAGUCUGUUGCUGCAGCCCCCUCCUGCCCCAAAAGCA
Messenger RNA from Catharus ustulatus (Swainson's thrush), 2229 nucleotides. It is a transcript of the gene STK32A, whose product is annotated as serine/threonine kinase 32A. The transcript is spliced from 13 exons. Gene Ontology annotation, biological process: regulation of signal transduction; protein phosphorylation; G protein-coupled receptor signaling pathway. NCBI's taxonomy places the organism in Eukaryota, Metazoa, Chordata, Aves, Passeriformes, Turdidae. The coding region runs from base 193 to 1377 and encodes 394 amino acids. Gene Ontology annotation, molecular function: G protein-coupled receptor binding; ATP binding; G protein-coupled receptor kinase activity. The record is from RefSeq and is a predicted model, not a curated record.